Stegodyphus dumicola is the source of this 5890-nucleotide messenger RNA. RefSeq names its product plexin-A2-like. Gene Ontology annotation, cellular component: plasma membrane; semaphorin receptor complex. Gene Ontology annotation, molecular function: protein binding; semaphorin receptor activity. The record is from RefSeq and is a predicted model, not a curated record. Lineage: Eukaryota; Metazoa; Arthropoda; Arachnida; Araneae; Eresidae. Gene Ontology annotation, biological process: regulation of cell migration; semaphorin-plexin signaling pathway.
UGUGUUGUUGUGCGUUUGAUUCAGUAGUUAGAUGAUAUCCCUUCAUUCAUUAUCCCACGUGUGAUAAGCAGCUCACUGUUUGUUCUUAGAAUGGUAACGAUUGUUUCAAGUUCAUUAUGACUGUUUACAAGAGUUUAUUUGCUGCUAACUAGAGCUGAAUCCUAAGGGCGAAAUGCAGUUACGUCGGAGAAUCAAGUUGUCAAUAUCUCCUCUUCUGUUACUUUUCCUUUUUGUUCCACCAACAGUUAUGCCUCAACAAGACCUCGAGGACGAGAAUUUUGCUGUGUUCGAAGAUCCGAUGACAGAGAGAUUCAAUCACUUGACUGUUCACGAUUACACCGAGAAGGUAUACAUUGGAGCCGUGAAUAGAAUUUAUCAGCUUUCUCGCGAUCUCAGGUUAGAGGCUGUUGCUGUUAUGGGCCCUCAAGAGGACAGUCCGAAGUGCCCUGUCACAAGGAUAUGCCCGAAUGAAGCUAAACGACCUACAGAAUAUUAUAAUAAGGCAUUAGUCAUUGACUAUCCGCAGAGUCGGUUAAUUGCCUGUGGAAGUCUUUUUCAAGGGAUCUGCACCGUGCACAAUCUCAACGACGUCACGAAUUUUGUCACGCCUGCCAAUGAAUCAGUUGUGGCUAAUAAUUCUACGGCUUCCACAGUGGCCUUCAUAGCUCAAGGGCCGAAGAGCUUACCACGGAUGCAUGUACUUUAUGUGGGUGUGUCGUACACUGGUAAUGGACCAUACCGUUCUGAUGUACCAGCAGUCAGCAGUCGAAGUCUUGAUCCCAAUAAUAUGUUUGCUAUAGCACACACUGGCGUUACUACUGGCACCAAAGUACUGGUGAACAGUAUGUCUAGAGAAAUCUAUCCCAUUACUUAUGUAUACGGGUUCAGCUCUAAGGGCUUCUCUUACUUCGUGACAGUUCAAAAGAAAUUUACAGACCCACCGAAACCUUUCAUAUCAAAGCUUGUUCGCAUUUGCCACGAAGAUGUACAUUAUUAUUCAUACACGGAAGUUCCAUUAGUCUGCCGUGCUCCUGAUGGCACCGAUUAUAAUUUAGCACAAGCUGCGUAUGUGGGAAGGCCUGGAUCAGAACUCGCAGUCUCACUAGGCAUUGCAGCUCAAGAUGAUGUCCUCUUUGCAGUAUUUGCAAAGUCAAAGGAUGAAUCUGAUAUCUAUAAUAAGCCAAGUCCUAAUUCUGCAUUGUGUGUCUAUGCUUUGUCUGCAGUACACCGAAAGUUCACCCAAAAUAUACAACACUGCUUCAAUGGCUUUGGAGACAGAGGCCUUGAUUUCAUCAAUCCAAGUCAAAACUGCAUGGUUACGCAAGUGCAAAUCAAUGACGAUUUUUGUGGUAUGGACGUUAAUACGCCACUUGGGGGCAGCAUGCCUAUUGAAGCCACUCCUGUUCUUACUUAUUCUGGACUUCUUUUGACUUCCGUUGCUGCUACUUCCACCCAUGAUUACACUGUUGCUUUCAUGGGCACCGCUACUGGUCAUUUAAAAAAGGCUGUGGUCGAAUCAGUGACUAGUGCGUUUGAAUACAGCGACCUACAGAUUGAUGAAGGCAAAUCUGUUAGCCCGGAUAUGUUGUUUGACAAAAAUAAAGAAUUCCUUUACGUAAUGACCGAGCGUCGGGUGACGAUGGUCAAAGUGCAAGAGUGUCUGGUCUACAAAACUUGCAGUGAUUGCUUAGAUGCCCAGGAUCCUUACUGUGGUUGGUGUUCACUUGAAAACAAAUGUAGCCUUAGAAGUGACUGCGCCGAAGCUGCCCAAGAUCCUCUCUACUGGUUAUCUUAUAAAAGUGGGAAGUGCACAACCAUAACUAGCGUCCAUCCACCUCAAAUUCAGAGAACAACUGCCAGAAUUCUCAAUUUAGUAAUCGAUAAUUUGCCAGUUCUGGAAGGGCAGUUUUAUUGUGCUUUCACUGCUCUCGGAAAGUCACUUGUCUCAAAUGCUUCACGCCUAGCUAAUGGAGUCAGUUGUGCUACUCCUCACACAGAUUCUCUUCCAGCAAUACCACCCGCUCAACAUCAUUUUACGGCGAAAUUAUCUGUGAGGAUGAAAAAGGGUCCCGAUUUUGUUGCCACAAACUUUACGUUCUACGAUUGCAGCACAUAUACAUCAUGUACUCAGUGUGUCUCCAGUCCUUUUCCGUGCGAUUGGUGCGUUGGGGGCCAUCGAUGCACUCAUGACACAGGAGAGAAUUGUCGAAAUGACAUACUAGUCACGGGUAUAUCAAGUAUAGGUCCAAGUAUACGAUCUGGUCCCGGUUUCUGCCCAAGAAUAAAUACUACUUCUGGUGGUUCCAUUGAAAUUUUAGUACCAUCUGGCAUAAGUAAACGCAUUCAAGUUAAAGUCGACAACAUACAGCCUAUUAUUGCAUCUACUAGAUUUGUGUGCCAGUUUAACAUUGAGGGAAGAGUUCGACAGGUGCAUGCUCAACUUUUGGGUGAUACCAUUUAUUGUGAUCCAAUGGUGUUUGCAUAUGGCACUCAAGCUCCAAACAUUACAACUGCAUUUGCUGUGAUAUGGGAUGGAAGCAAGCCAUUAGAUAACCCAGAAAACAUACAUGUGUUAGUGUAUCGAUGUCAAGGAAUGGCGCAAAAUUGUGGAAUAUGCUUGGAACUUCCGGAUAAAUAUUCUUGUGGGUGGUGUCAAGAUCCACCAUCAUCUUGCCAGGUACAUGAACAGUGCAGCACUGAUCCAACACAGUGGCUUGACCAUAGUCAGACAUGCCCUGAUCCAAAAAUAACUAGGUUUUAUCCCGAGUCAGGACCAUGGGAAGGUGGUACCAACAUAACAAUUGAAGGCAUCAAUUUAGGUCGUGUUUUUGAAGAUGUGGCUGGUGGAGUAAAGGUUGUAUAUGAUGCUGAUGGCCGAACUAUUGCUGAAUGUUUACCACACAAGGAAAAUUACCGAAAAACUAGCAAAAUAGUUUGCCAGGUUGAAAGCCCUCGAAAUCUUACCACUGGUCUUGGAGGAGGUUCAAUUUCAGGCCCAAUUGUAGUAAAAGUCCAAAAUGACUACAUUGCGAGAUCUCAGAAGCAUUACUCUUUUGUUAAUCCAAGAAUAACUUCAGUUGUACCUAGCAAGGGACCUAGAUCUGGUGGUACGAAACUUAAAAUAUGGGGUUUGCACAUGGAUGCUGGGAGUAGAGCUGAAGCAUUUGUUGAUGGAUUGGAGUGUAAAGUUACUGGAAGAAGAAGUAACUACGUUGACUGCACCACUUCAGCAUCUAAAGAUAAAGGCCCAGGAAAAGUCAGAGUAAAAUUUGAUAAUGGUCUGCGAAUUUUUGAAGAUUAUAAUUUUCUGUAUGUAGAUGAUCCUGUAAUUGGUAGUGUGGAAUCUGGCUCAGGCCAACGGGGCACUCCCAAAGGAAUUCCAAGUGGAGGUAUCAGCGUAACAGUGCAUGGGACAAACUUAAAUGCAGUGCAGCAACCAAUGAUGUAUGUUUUAGUUGACAACCAAGAAUAUACUAGUACUUGCAAAGCUGAAUCAUCAACAGAGAUGAAAUGCUGGAGUCCUGCUGUGCCCCCAUCAAAACUCGAUUUUUCUGGAGAUGAAGCAAUUGAACUUGAUUUUGGCUUCCUGAUGGAUAAUGUUGAGAAAGUUAAGAACUUAAGUGAAAGACCAGGUUUUCCAAAAUUUUAUAUGUAUCCUGAUCCUUUGUAUUACAAAUUUACAGAAGAAAAUCAUAUCAAGUACUACAAAAGUGAUUAUUUAACAAUAAAUGGCCAAAAUUUAGACAGAGCUUCACAAGAAUCAGAUGUUUUAGUACGAAUUGGAACAAGUUAUUGCAAUGUCACAUCCCUCUCACGCUCACAGCUUACCUGCCGACCACCUACUUCUCAACCUCAUGCACGUGAUAUUUCUGGCUUGCCUGUCCCUGGGCAACUUCCUGAAGUUGUGGUCGAAGUUGGGGAUAUUUUGAAAUUUCCUAUUGGGAAGCUGAGCUAUGAAUUACCUUCAUCUCAUGAUAGUGCCUUAUCAAAACCUGUCAUUAUUGGAGUCAUUGUGGGCGGUUGUAUUCUUGUUAUUAUUGUCAUCAUCAUCUUGAUUGCAUACAGGCAAAAGUCAACUGAAAGUAGUCGUGUGUUGAAAAAUAUGCAAGAACAAAUGGAUGUGUUGGAAUUAAGGGUGGCCAGUGAAUGUAAAGAAGCUUUUGCUGAAUUGCAGACUGAAAUGACUGAUUUAACAAGUGAUCUCACUGCUGGUGGCAUACCUUUCCUGGAUUACCAGACAUAUGCAAUGAAAGUUCUUUUCCCCAACUCUGAUGAUCAUCCAGUGUUAAGAGAAAUGCAGUUGGACCCUUUAAAGAAACCUUACAUUGAAAAAGGUCUACGUCUGUAUGGUCAACUAAUAAUGAACAAAAUUUUCUUACUGCUUUUCAUACGAACUCUUGAAUCAAAUCGUUAUUUUUCUAUGCGAGACAGAGUCAAUGUUGCUUCGCUAAUAAUGGUUACCUUGCAAGGUAAAAUGGAAUAUUGUACUGACAUUCUGAAAACUUUGCUUGCUGAAUUAAUAGAAAAGUGUAUUGAAGGUAAAAGUCAUCCAAAGCUUUUACUACGGAGGACUGAAUCUGUAGCAGAAAAAAUGCUGUCAUCUUGGUUUACUUUCUUAUUGUAUAAAUUUUUAAGAGAAUGUGCUGGCGAUCCUCUUUUUAUGCUUUAUCGAGCAAUUAAGCAACAAGUUGAUAAAGGACCAGUUGAUGCCAUAACUAGUGAAGCUAGGUACUCAUUAUCUGAAGAGAAGCUUAUAAGACAGUCAAUAGAAUAUAAAAGUAUGACUGUAUAUGUUUCCAUGUCCAUCCAAACACAAUGUGCAUCAGGAUUGGAACCGCCUGGAGAAAACAUAGAAACUCCUGUAAAAGUUUUAGACUGUGAUACUAUCCUCCAAGUAAAAGAAAAAGCAUUAGAUACUAUUUAUAAAAGCACUCCAUUUACUCAAAGGCCAAGCAAAGAAGAUCUUGAUUUAGAGUGGAGGACUGGAACGUCUGGCCGUCUUACAUUGUCAGAUGAAGAUGCUACUACAAAACAAGAUGGAGAAUGGAAAAGGCUCAAUACUCUUGCUCAUUAUAAGGUUCCAGAUGGUGCUCUUUUGACUCUGGUGCCAAAGCAGUCGUCCAUGUACAACCUCUCCAUUAUGACUGAUAAAAAUGAUAGGCAUAAAUAUGAAACACUUAAUUUCUCUUUGAAAACAAGUCCCACUCUUAGUCGUGCCACUUCACCUUUAAAUCAUGAUCCAGAGUCAGGCUACAAAUAUUGGCAUUUGGUAAAACAUCAUGAUGCGGAAACAAACAAAGAAGGUGAAAGAGGUAAUAAAAUGGUAUCUGAAAUCUAUCUGACACGUCUUUUAGCAACAAAGGGUACUUUACAGAAAUUUGUGGAUGAUUUAUUUGAAACAAUUUUCUCAACUGCACACAGGGGUAGCGCUUUACCUCUUGCAAUAAAAUAUAUGUUCGAUUUUUUGGAUGAUCAAGCUCUAAAUCAUGCUAUUUCAGAUCCAGAAGUCGUUCAUACUUGGAAGUCUAAUAGCUUGCCUUUGAGAUUCUGGGUGAAUCUUAUAAAAAAUCCCAAUUUUGUAUUUGAUAUAUAUAAAACAAAUAUUGUGGAUUCAUGUCUGUCUGUGGUAGCCCAGACAUUUAUGGAUGCAUGUUCAACAUCGGAACAUAGAUUAGGGAAAGACUCUCCAAGCAGCAAACUUCUCUAUGCCAAAGAUAUACCAAUAUAUAAGGACUGGGUUGAAAGGUAUUAUCAAGAUAUACAGCUGAUGCCAGCAAUAAGUGAUCAGGACAUGAAUGCCAUGCUCGCGGAAGAAUCCAGGGUAUUUAGAUUACUGAUGAUUAAUUUGUUUUUUUUUUGCUUGUGUUUUUCAUAAUUUUAAACUUAAAAA